This is a messenger RNA of Pipistrellus nathusii (Nathusius's pipistrelle), 663 nucleotides long. NCBI's taxonomy places the organism in Eukaryota, Metazoa, Chordata, Mammalia, Chiroptera, Vespertilionidae. The record is from the annotation of a GenBank genome assembly.
AUGCCCGGGGCCAGAUGGCCGGGCGCUGGGAUCUUGGGUCUCCUCCUGCUGCCCGCGGCCCUGGCACUGGAGGUGUCCGUGGGGAAGGCCGCCACCAUCUACGCCGUCAACGGCUCGGAGGUCCUGCUGCCCUGCACCUUCACCAGCUGCAUCGGCUUCCACAACCUGGCCUUCACCUGGUCCUACAACAGCAGCGACGCCUUCCGGGUGCUCCUCAAAGGGACCGUGAAGAACGAGAAGGCGGAGCCCCGGCUGCACGUGAGGGGCGAUGAGCGCAUCACGCUGGAGGGCUCCACCAAGGAGAAGAAGAACAACCUGUCCAUCCUGCUGCACGACCUGGAGUUCGGCGACACCGGCCGCUACACCUGCCACGUGCAGAACCCCAAGGAGAAGGACCUGCAGCACCAGGCCACCAUCUUCCUCCAAGUGGUGGAUAAGCUGGAGGAAGUGGACAACACGCUGACGCUCAUCAUCCUGUCCGUGGUGGGCGGCGUCGUGGGGCUCCUGGUCCUCAUCCUGCUCAUCAAGAAGCUGGUCACCUUCAUCCUCAAGAAGACUCGGGAGAAGAAGAAGGAGUGCCUGGUCAGCUCCUCGGGGAACGACCACACGGAGAACGGGCUGCAGGGUUCCAAGGCCGAGGAGAAGGAGCCCACCAAGGUGUAG